UGUGUGUGUGUGUGUGUGUGUGUAUAUAUAUAUAAUCUCAAUGCCGUUAUUAAUCUUUGUAAAUGCUAAUUUCAACACAUACUAAUGCAUUUUUUAAAAUCAAGUAUAUGUUAGUAUUAGUUAUUGCACUACGAAAGAACAAUGAACAGUUAUUUUAUUAACUAACAACUGUUAGAUUAAAUCAGACUCUGCUCAAAACAGUAAUUUUUCCACGAAUCGGAUACCAUGGCUUUGCGGGCUCAUCUCAGCAGAAAGGUUGAAAAGCGAUGCCAUUUUUCUACACCCCCACCCUUUCACUCUCAUUCUUUUCAGGGAUCUUUCGUUGUCAAGCCGCCAAAGUGGAGAGUGUGAUUGCAGAGGGGGGUGCUUCUCGUAUCAGUGCUUCUUCGGGCGGAGGAGGAGGUCGGGGUGCACCUCAGCACUGUCCCAAGUCUGUUGGCAACAGCGAGUUCCUGGGGAAAACCCCAGGGCCUAGCGUUCAGAGAUGGGUUCCUUCACGAAGCACUAGACGAGAUGUCAACCCCUCCAAUGAGAAAGAACGACAUGAUGCAAUCUUUAGGAAAGUGAGAGGCAUACUGAAUAAACUGACCCCUGAGAAGUUUGACAAGCUAUGCCUUGAGCUCCUGAAUGUGGGCGUUGAUUCAAAGCUCGUCCUUACAGGAAUCAUCUUGCUGAUUGUAGACAAAGCCCUCGAAGAACCCAAGUAUAGCUCGCUAUAUGCUCAGCUAUGUCUGCGUUUGGCAGAGGAUGCUCCGAACUUUGACGGCCCAUCAACAGAGUUCCAAUCAUCACAAAAGCAGAGCACUACAUUCAGGAGACUUUUGAUAUCCAAGCUUCAAGAUGAAUUUGAAAACCGUACCAGAAAUGUUGACCUCUAUGAAAAAAAUGACAGCCCUCUCACCUCUGAGGAGGAAGAGCAACGUGCCAUUGCCAAGAUCAAAAUGCUGGGCAACAUCAAAUUCAUUGGAGAACUUGGCAAACUCAAUCUCAUUCAUGAGUCUAUACUUCAUAAAUGCAUCAAAACACUUCUGGAAAAGAAGAAAAGUGUCCAACUCAAGGAUAUGGGGGAGGAUUUGGAGUGCCUCUGUCAGAUAAUGAGUACUGUGGGGCCAAGACUUGAUCAUGAGAAAGCUAAGUCUUUAAUGGAUCAGUACUUUGGUCGUAUGCAAUCCUUAAUGAACAACAAGGACUUGCCUGCUAGGAUUCGUUUCCUGCUUCAGGAUACUGUGGAGUUGCGUGAGAACAACUGGGUGCCUCGGAAAGUGUUUAUCGAUAAUGGACCGAAGACUAUCAACCAGGUCCAUCAUGAUGCAGUAAAGGAUUUAGGUGUUUUUAUUUCACCAAUGACUCAAGGAAUAAGGACUGACUUCUUUCAAGAAAACUCUUUCUUGCCAACGAGACUUAAACCUGAUCGAGAAACUCUUGGGGGAUUAGCUGAUAUGUUUGGGCAGAUGCCAGGUAUUGGGAUUGGAACUGGCCCUGGGGUCAUUCAGGACAGGUAUUCCCCCACCAUGGGCCGUCGCACAAACCCAAUUUUUAACGGACAUGGUGGGCACAUGGCCCCUGCACCUCAGCCUUUCAUUAAAUCCAACCAGGGGCAGAAUCUGCUUUUUCAGAACCAGACUCCAUCUCAACAGCAAACUCAGUCCAAGGACAUGCAGCCAUGUUUUAUUAAGAAAGGACAGCUCAAUGCUGAUGAGAUAAGCCUGAGACCGGCUCAGUCAUUUAUUCUGAACAAAAACCAAAUGCCAAAAUUGCAGCCACAGAUACCUACCAUGAUUCCUCCAAGUGCCCAGCCUCCAUGCACAUCCACACCACCUCUGGGACAGCCACCGCAGCUUGGUCUGAAAACCAACCCGCCUCCUAUCCAGGAGAAGCCACAGAAGAUUAGUAAGAAACCACCUCCAGCUAAAGAAGAACUGCUUAAGAUGACCGAAACCACCGUGGCCACUUACCUGAGCAGCAAGAACAUGAAUGAUGCGGUGAACGGAGUGAGGGAGAUGAGACCUCCUAAACACUUCCUGCCUGAGAUGUUGUGUAAGAUGAUCAUGUGCUCACUGGAGAGUCCAGAUGAUGACCGUGAGCAUGUCAGCACUCUGAUCAACACACUCCGUAUGGAGGGACUGGUCACAGGGGAAAACUUCAUGCAGGCUUUCCUUAAUGUUCUGGACCAGUGUCCCAAGAUCGAGGUGGACAUUCCAUUAGUGAAGUCCUACCUGGCUCAGUUUGCUGCCCGGGCAAUCAUUGCUGACCUCGUGAGCAUGGCAGAGUUGGCCCACCCGCUGGAGAACGGCACCCACUUCCCUCUGUUCCUCCUCUGCUUGCAGCAAAUGGCCAAACUGAAAGAUCGGGAGUGGUUGACCGACCUGUUCCAGCAGAGCAAGGUCAACAUGCAGAAGAUGCUUCCAGAAAUUGAUCAGAAUAAGGACCGCAUGUUGGAGAUUCUGGAGGGAAAGGGCCUGAGCUUUUUAUUCCCCCUUAUGAAGCUGGAGAAGGAGCUGCUGAAGCAGAUUAAAGCUGAUCCGGCCCCACAAACCAUCUACAAGUGGAUCAAGGACAAUAUUUCUCUAAAACUUCACACUGAUAAGGGUUUCGUUAACAUUCUAAUGACCAGCUUUUUGCAGUACAUUUUCAACGAGAUGUAUUCCACUGCAGAAGAAGACCAAUUAUCUGCACCAUCGAAAGAACAGCUCGACCAGGAGAAGCAGCUGCUGCUUGCCUUCAAACCGGUGAUGCAAAAGUUCCUGCAUGAUCACGUGGAACUGCAAGUCAGUGCACUGUAUGCACUGCAAGUUCACUGCAAUGCCCAUGCUUUUCCCAAAGGAAUGUUACUUCGCUACUUUGUCAACUUUUACGAUAUGGAGAUAAUUGAAGAAGAGGCCUUCCUAGCAUGGAAAGAAGAUAUUUCCCAGGAAUUUCCAGGGAAAGGAAAAGCAUUAUUCCAGGUGAACCAGUGGCUCACCUGGCUGGAGACGGCAGAAGAGGAGGAGUCCGAGGAAGAAGCUGACUAAAGAGCCAGCCAAAGCCUUCACGUACUCAACUCUGUCAUUUCGCCAGUUUUAAUUUCGCCAGAUCUCGCCGUUCACUUGUGUUCUCAACGGCUGCACUUCAUUCCGUACUGUUUUCUGCAAUGUCAAGCCAACGUAUUACUUCAAGCUUCUCUUUGGCUUCAUUGUUUAAAGCAUGUAAUGACUCGCAUCUGUUAAGAUCAAUGGUAUUAGCAGCUUGGAACUGCAUUCUUUUUUUAUAUAUAAAUAUUUAGCUUUUAACAUGUAUUUGCAAGGGCCUUUCCUGCUGCUGUUCAUUUCAACACAAAACUAUUGAAAUGCACUUUGCUCCCUGUCAUAUUGAGUUGCUGCAAUAUAUUAAUUUUUUUUUGUUACAAAGAAUCCUCAGUUGUAAUGAUUGGUUACCAUAGCAUUUUAGUUGUCGCAUUUUGUUUAUACCUCACUGUUGAAGGCGUAGAAUGCAGUGUAAUCGAGUCCUUCAAAAUGACAACUCCAGAGGUGCUCAAGUCUGAAAAAUGGGGAAAAAAAUUUUUGUUUCCCGUUCACUAUCUGAUUGUAAGACUUCACGCUCCAACUUCUGUACUUUUAUAUUUCCCUCCUGUAAACGGUGAACAAAGCCAUGUGGGUGAGAUGAAAUUAUGCGGCCUUUUCUUAUCCUUUUCCGCAGACCAUAUAUGCCCCCUCUUGAUUUGAUGAGCCAAUACUUUCAUUUUUUUCUUUACAGCAUGUUCGGGAUUUGCAAAUAUAGCCGGUUUAGAUGGAACAGUUUAUUUAUUGAUUUUUUUUUUUUAUUAUUUUUAUUUUUUUUUACAUUUUAAUUGGUAAAAUGAAGUUGAAACAAGUUGAUAUGAAUCUUCAAUUUACAAAUCAUUGUUUUAUAACCUAACAGUGUGCUUCCCAAUAAUGUCUCUUAUGGAUAUACUAGAUAUUUACUGAAUUGUGAGGGGAAAACAAAGCUUUGUCAAUGGCUAGGACAAAAGGUGACUCAUUCGUGUGGCAUCCUGUACAAUGACAUGCUAUUUAGUGUUACUGUAAAGGUGUAAGAGCUUGGAAGGUUCAGUGUACCACUGUUGCUUUCAAUAAAGUUACACACCAGCGUUUAUUUGGCCUUUUAUUUAAUGUGUGCUUGGCCAUGUGUGUAUGGAGAGAGUAUUAGUGAGUUUCAGCAAAUAUGUACUGUUAUGAAUUUAAUGCCAGAAACUCCUCCAGCAGUUUUGAAUUUAACCCUUUGAUUACUGUUCAUUACAGGCCGACACCUUUACUGGAUACGGUGAUCAUACAUUGAAUUGAAUUUUUAUAAAGGAAAUUAAUUUCUAUAAAUUCAUGGCAUGAAACAUUUGCAAUUUAUCUGGAAUUUGAUUGAUUGAUUUUUUUUUAAUUAUGCAGAUUUUUGAUAAAAUAAACAUUUUCUAAUAAUUUCACUUCAGUAAAAACAUUAACUUCAUUAACACAACAAAUUACAAAAAUAUCAGAUUGUGUCAGGCUUUUGGAACAUUUGCUUCCAUCUGGUGAAAAAGAAAAUUCAUGACAUGACAUGAAAUUAAACCUAAAGCCAGUAGGUGACUAGUGAUCCACUGAUUUAGAUGAUCUUAGUCUAUAUAACCCAAUGUUGAAACAAACUUAGUUUCGAGAUGUAUUUCACAGGUUAUGAAUUUGGAUAUAUACUUAGACAUUAUCAAAGACUAUUUGUCAAGGUUUUGUUUUUUUAAACCACUUGUUUUGAAGUGUUCUUGCAAUAAUGUUACAUUAUGUAUACUGUCAAACCUGAGGUAGUAUUCUGAAGAGAAGUCAUACAGCAUUUUGUUUCCUAUUAGUUAUUUCAAACUUCAAAAUUCAAUAACGCAGAGUACAUUCAUUUCAAAAAAGUAAAAAAAACAAAAAAAAAAACAUACUGCAAUAAACAGAUAUGAACAGUGAUAAUACAAUUUGUGUACAAACAAGAAAAUUCUAGUUGGUGACAUGAACAGCAAUAAUGUGGGGUCAGACUGUGACUAUGAUCUCUGUGUGUGUGUAUUCUGCAUUGUGGAUGUGCUAGAGUCUCAUCUAAUAAUUUCUGUGUGGGUGUGUUUUGCAUUGUGACUGAUUUAUUUAAUUUGAUCAAUAAAAAAAAAAAAAAAGCUCUGUGUUUUAGUCUCACCCAUACAUUUCCUAUGUUGGGUCAGAUUUGACCCAGAACAGUAAGCAACCACUUAGACACAUCAAAUCAAGUCUUUUUUUUUCUUGUGUGUGUGUGU
This is a messenger RNA of Myxocyprinus asiaticus (Chinese sucker), 5242 nucleotides long. RefSeq names its product eukaryotic translation initiation factor 4 gamma 2-like. Gene Ontology annotation, molecular function: mRNA binding; protein binding; translation initiation factor activity. Gene Ontology annotation, cellular component: eukaryotic translation initiation factor 4F complex. The transcript has 21 exons. The record is from RefSeq and is a predicted model, not a curated record. Lineage: Eukaryota; Metazoa; Chordata; Actinopteri; Cypriniformes; Catostomidae. Bases 267 to 3011 code for a protein of 914 amino acids.